AUGAAUCCAGUACAUGACAUGAACCUAUACACACAACAGUCGUCAUAUGCACCAAGCGCGUUCAUGCACCGCGACACCGGAUAUGACGCCAUGGACGAUACUCUCGAUGACUCUUCUUUAAAUGAUGUACAUGUCGAAACAGCAUCUAGCGUGACGGCCUCUACGGACUUUUCGGCUCAAAUGGCUGGUGACAUGUCCUAUACCAAGGGUGAAAAAUUCCGCUUCAAUGUUUCACUACGAGCACCGACCGCCAUGGUAAAGAACCUGAGCGAAAUUCCCGUGACCUAUCUCAAUAAGGGCCAAGCAUACAAUCUCUCAGUUAUCGACACGAACCCACCAAUGGUCAACCACGAACCGAUCCGCUAUAGAACAUUCGUCCGCGUUUCCUUCGAAGAGCGAGAGCAACGAGCGAAGCCGUCAACAUGCUGGCAACUAUGGAAGGAAGGCCGUGGUACCACGGAAGCCCAUCAACGGGGAGGAAAAUUACUAGCCGUUGAAUAUGUGGAUCCAUUACAAGGUGGCAGUGAUGCACACAGAAAUCGACAGGUGCAAGUGGAGAGUAUGUCAGUCGACGGUUUCUGCGUCACUUGGACUGCCAACCCAACGACCGGCGCAUCGGAUUGCAACAUUCCCGUGCGGUUCAAUUUCCUUUCCACAGAUUUCAGCCAUUCAAAAGGUGUGAAGGGAAUCCCUGUCAGACUGUGCGCCAAAACCGAGCUUUUGUCACCGGGCGAGGAGUCAGGUGUAUCGCGCGAUAUGGAACUGUCCUACUGCAAAGUAAAGCUUUUCCGGGAUCACGGUGCUGAGCGGAAGCUGUCCAACGACAUCGCGCAUGUCAAGAAGAGUAUUGAUAAGCUUAAGCAGCAAGUGUCCCAGGCAGAAAUGGGUGGUGGCUUCGCGAAGCGCAAGCGGGGAAACAACGCUUCUGCUACCGCAAAGGGAUCUGACAACCCUAUGAAGCCUUCGGCCCACAAGCGAACUUGGUCGAUAGGCUCGGACGAUAUUCCUCCAGAGAAAGUCUCCUUGGAGGAUGAUCUUCAAGCCAAGUUGUCUAUGAUGCAAGAGAUGUUCUCAUCUACCCGCUCAGUGAGCGUUUUCGGCUUACGCGGUGAAAAAUUCGAUGAUCCCGACCUAUAUCCUAUUCAGCUACCAGGAGAGGGCGAUUCCCCUCACUAUACGAAUAUCAGUCGUUCAAGCACACGUGAAUUGGAGUCAAUAAUGCCUUCACCGCCCAACACCAAUACCUCUUCUUCGAAUUCGCCGCCUACCCAAGCACUCAGAUUAGCAAAGUGCCCAACCACUAUCCAGAGGAUUCCUUCUGCCAACCAAGUCUCAAGGGGUUUCAUAGAGGCUGUGGGUAUAGACUUGACCUACCGACCUCCGGCGGAACGCCCUCCCAAACCAGUUGCAUGCUUUUAUGUUCGAUUCACUGGAAAUGAGAACCGCUCGGAGGAUUACUACCGUGCAAUCUAUCUGACGGAACGUACCGUUCAAGACCUCGUGAGACAAAUCACCGAAAAAUAUCACAUCGAUCCCAUGCGAAUCUCAAAUAUCAUGCAUGCCCAUGAUAAAGGCAUGCGAGUCAUAGUUGAUGACGAUGUGGUCCGCCAGCUUCCAGAGGGUCAAGACAUGAUCGUCGAUAUCUCCGAAGCACCAGGUCCCAAUGGCAGUGCUUCCAGCACACCCGGAUCCCCCAUGGAGAUCCAAUUAACUUAUUAA
Molecule: messenger RNA, 1719 nt
Organism: Penicillium expansum
Lineage: Eukaryota; Fungi; Ascomycota; Eurotiomycetes; Eurotiales; Aspergillaceae
Product: grainyhead-like protein
Exons: 3
Coding region: 1-1719 (572 amino acids)
Biological process (GO): regulation of transcription by RNA polymerase II
Cellular component (GO): nucleus
Molecular function (GO): DNA-binding transcription activator activity, RNA polymerase II-specific; RNA polymerase II cis-regulatory region sequence-specific DNA binding
Source: RefSeq, a predicted model, not a curated record